Monomorium pharaonis (pharaoh ant) is the source of this 2955-nucleotide messenger RNA. RefSeq names its product protein app1. NCBI's taxonomy places the organism in Eukaryota, Metazoa, Arthropoda, Insecta, Hymenoptera, Formicidae. Bases 1049 to 1849 code for a protein of 266 amino acids. The record is from RefSeq and is a predicted model, not a curated record. The transcript has 4 exons.
AAAAUACCAUUCACAUUAUUUCUCAGAUAUAUGUUCCGCUCUUACUAAGAUUUCGCAUCUUUUUUUCCAAUAUUACGUCAAUCUGAAGGCAUGCAUUGCUUCUUCUUCUUCUUUCACCCAAUGGAUUUUCGUCUCAAAAGGGACACAGUACCACGCUUUAACAGGCUUAGAGGGCAACAAUUGUGGGGAUCAAAUUGCGCCCUAGUUUCCAGUAAAACUUGCUUCUUACACACUUGUUGACACACAUUAACCGUUCACGACCAUUAACACGUGGACCAGUACAUCAGGAAAGUUCGAGAAAGUUGUCAUCGUUAAGCACAGGUUACCUAGCAACCGGCCGAUAGUGCUGCCGACUAUCACUGUCCCCGUUCACUAAACCAAUAGAACUUCCGUCCCCACUAAAGCAAUAGGAGUGCGUAUACCCUGCCAUUGGUCUCGCGCUCCGCUACACGCCUUACCGGCGUGCUCCGUAAUAUCUUUACUCCGUUCUAAUAAACGUUGUUACCGUUGACUCCAGCGUCCUGUUAUUUACCCCGGUAACACACGGAAGUCGUAGGGACUUCCGUGCGACGAUCCCUCACACGAUCCUAAUUUAAUUACGCCACGUGCGUGAUAACGUUCAUACUUAUCUCUACAACCAGAAACCGUGUAGCGACACACAAUGGAAUAUGGAAUAAGCAAGAGGAACAGAAUUUCCGACGCGUUGGAUUUCUGUUCCCUAUUCCCUGUACUUGACCAAUCACAGUUGAGACUCUGAGCAGGCACGUAGUUUCAAAAACUUUGCAGGUUAUAUUUUUCGUAAAUACUUCUUAAGUGCAAACGCUAUGUCAGUGUAUAAUCACGAAUAUUGCAAACUGAACAAAGAAUUCAACACGUUGAUAGAGGCUGACGAGAUGGAAGAAGACGAAAUAGAUAAUAUUAAUAGGGAAUGUUGUACGCAAAGUGAAAAAGUGGGCGACGAAUUGUUAAUAGAUCUUGUGAGAUCUUACCCAUUUAUAUAUAACAAAAGUUUACAAGAAUAUCGUGAUCCGAGAAUGAAGGAAAAUGCAUGGACAGAAAUCUCUUCUGUUAUGAAUAUGUCAGCAUCAGAGUGUCAAAUACGUCUUCGCCAACGUGUUGGGUUCGUCUUCGCCAACGUUUUAGUAAAAAAAGACAGCAGCGAGAACUGGAAACAAGAAGCGGAGCAGGCAAACCCACGAGGCAAAAAUGGUUUCUAUUUGAUAAUCUAAAUUUUUUGAGCCUAUUUGUCUUUCAGAGAAAAAGUCUUAGUAAUAUCAGUACAAAAGCUAAUAUAAAUCAAAAUGUGCAAAAUAAAAAUUACCAAGAUGACAUCAACGUUAUGCCAGCGGCAUCGAUGGUAUUGCAAGCACCAGUAUGUUCGUCAUUACAACAAUCCACUCCUUCGCUAUUACAGCAAUCAACUACUUCGCAGUUACAACAAUUACCUUUGCCGAUGCAAAGAUCAACUCCUUCUCCGUUACAACAACCACUUUCGCCGAUGCCAAGAUCAACUCCUUCGCCGUUACAACAACCACUUUCGCCAAUGCCAAGAUCAACUCCUUCGCCGUUACAACAACCACUUUCUCCGAUGCCAAGAUCAACUCCUUCGCCGUUACAACAACCACUUUCGCCGAUGCUAAGAUCAACUCCUUCGCCGUUACAACAACCACUUUCGCCGAUGCCAAGAUCAACUUCGCCGUUACAACAACCACUUUCGCCGAUGCAAAGAUCAACUCCUUCGCCAUUACAACAAUCAACUUCUUCGCUGAAACGGCCAUUAUCUGCUUCUUUGCGCAAAACAUUUGUAUCAGGAAAGAAAAUGUUUCACCGAUUACAGAAAGUUCAUUAAAUACAUCUUUUUGUUUCGCAGGAGGAAAUAAAACAAGCAAAAAGGCAAAAAUCGAUCCUGUAGAGGUAGCUUUUCUUCAGAUGAACAAUACAUUAAAUACUAUGACAUCUAAUAUAUGUCAAAAUAAAAAGGAUAAUAAGGCCGAAGAUAUAGACAUACUAAUUGGCAAACUUGUUACAGCGGAACUGAAGAAGACAAUAGAACCAAAGAAAACUAUAUUGAAAAAAAAGUUUAUGCACAUUUUGUACUCGUUCAAUGAUGAUGACGAUAAAUAACUUAUAUAACAUACUUUUUUUAUUAUACAAGAUAUAUAAAUUUUAUAAACAUAUUAUGUUUUCAAUACAAACAAUAUAGUCUACAAAAUAAAGUUUAUUGUCAAUGCAAUUAUCAUUAUUGUCAGUUCAUAAUACAUUAAUGUAACUUGUUAUAUUAAGUAUUAGGAAUUUCUAUAGCGCAUUAUUAUGUUGUCCACGUCGUAUGUAUUCGUAUUGCCACGGAACCUCGCCUGCCGGUGUUAAAAAAUAGGCUGCAAGAGAGUUUCGCAUUUCAUAUGCAUCUGUACCCAGUGAGAAAUAGUACAUCGAAUCGACAUCGAUUCGACGUCGAAAUCAUCGAAUCGACAUCGAUUCGACGUCGAAAUCAUCAUUUCGAUGUCGAUUCGACGUCAAAUUGAUGUCGAAUUCAUUAUCGUUUCUCACUGGGUAGCAGCUCGAUGAGGACCACUUGACAUGGGUUGUAAAUUGUUAUUAUUUACUUGAUCUCUCCAAUCUCCAAAAAUAAUAUUUCCUUCUCGAUCCACAUAUUGACUAGGGCAAUAUCGUUGAUUUUGUGGUAAUUGUUCAUCAUUUUUACUUUUCAAGAAAUUAUGUAAACACAUUGCGGCUACAACUAAUUUUUCAGCGACAUCUGGAUUUGCACAUAUCGGUUUUCGGAAUAUUCUUCAUCUAGACACGAGGAUACCGAAUGUGUUUUCAAUCGUUCUUCUAGCACGCGAUAGACGAUAAUUGAAAUUUUUCUUCUCUUCAUUCAGAUUCCGUCCUGGAUAAGGUUGCAUCAUGUUUGUUGACAUUUGAAAAGCUUCAUCGCCAACAAAAUAAAAAGAUGUU